AUGAGUGGAUUAGAGUUUCCGGACUACAUAGGAUCGAAAAUCUAUGUCACAGUAACCAGGGCACGCAUGCUGGUUGGCACUCUGGUGGCGACUGAUUCCGAGCUUAAUCUCUUGUUGGAUAACGUCGAAGAGAUCACGGCCGAUUCCAAUCGGAAACUUGGCCUUAUAAGCGUUCCCCAAGAUACAAUCAAGUCUAUAAAGAUAGAGGCUGCGCAGAUCACGGCCUUGGAAAAUUCAAAGCAAGCGUUUUCUCGCGAUAUUGUAUGA
Lachancea dasiensis is the source of this 267-nucleotide messenger RNA. Lineage: Eukaryota; Fungi; Ascomycota; Saccharomycetes; Saccharomycetales; Saccharomycetaceae. The record is from the annotation of a GenBank genome assembly.